Paramecium primaurelia is the source of this 1420-nucleotide messenger RNA. The record is from the annotation of a GenBank genome assembly. NCBI's taxonomy places the organism in Eukaryota, Ciliophora, Oligohymenophorea, Peniculida, Parameciidae.
AUGUUGGAUUUUGAGUAAGAUUUUUAUAAAUUUGUUAAAGCUCAAUUAGAUAAGAAGAGAGGGAUCAAACAACUAGCCUUUGAUGAUUCAGAAAAUGAUGAGGAAGUUAUUAGAAGUAAGAAAUUAUCAUUUUAUUUAGGAAAUAGGUUGUAGAGUGAGAACAUCCAAAAAGUCUUAUUAAAUGAAAGAAAAAAGAUGAAGAUAAGUAAAAUUUCAAAAGAGCAACAUUUUGAAAACAAAAUGAAAGAUUUUACAUCUAUGAACACUUUUAUUGAUGUUAAGUAGUUUCUUAAAAAUCUUAAUGAUUCAUAAGUAAAAAAAAGUCACAAAAAUUUAUUCCAAUCCUUAAAAAAAUCAUAAUAAGAUAGUGAUGAUGAAGAUAUAUUUGAUUAUGCAGAAAUUGUUUCAAAAAGUAAGAAAUUUAUUGCAAAUUCUGAACAUUUUAGAACUAAACCUAAAAUAGAAGGUUAUUUAUAAAUAGAUAAUGAGAUAAGCUAAAGAUCUAAGGCUAUAGAAGAAGGAAGGUCAACAAAUGAGAAAUUCUAUACUGGUAUUGAUAAAUUAAUAACUGAUAUUAAUCAUAAGAAUGUUUUGUCUGAGAUGGACAGAAAAUAUGAGAAAGAGAGAAAGAGGAAUAGAAAUUCUAUGAAUUCUGAUAAAAUUAUAUAGUCAGCAGUUCCAUUAGAUUUUGGGAAAGAUGAAAUUGCAAUAAAAGCUGGAAAAAAAUUUAAAGAAUAAUCAUAAAAGGUUUUAUAGCUCUUAGAAAGAACAACUAAAAUGCUAUACAAAAAUAAGAUACCUUAACCUCCAAAUCCAAAAAUCUUAAAGUAAUAAUAACAAUAGUUGAAAGAACUUCAUCAGUAAUAUCCUAGUUCAUUUGAAAUUAGAAGUCAAAAGCAUUUAUUAGUAAAAAGUAGAAGUGAAAGCAACGAUUUAAAAUUUCCUCUAGUAAAUGGUAAACUAAUAAAUCCUCUUGUAAGAAAGGUUGUACCAUUAAAUUAAUUGAACCAUGCAACUCUUCCUGAUAUUAAACCUGGUUCAUUUGUAUCUUUAAGAGAUGAAAAGAAAUUUGAAAAUCUUCAUUAUUUUAAAAGUCCAUAAAAUUAAUAGAGACAUACUGAUCAUCAAAAUAAUACUAGUCGUCAAACUGUUAGUUUGAAUAUAAAAAAUUAAAUUGGAGAAUUUUUAACUUAAGUAUAGAAUUUUAUUGAUUAAGCUUGAUGAUGCUCAAGAGUAAUUUUCUAAAAUAUAUCCAUCUGAUUCUGAAAUUUAGAAAAUUUAAGAUAAUAUGAGUAAGAAUAUGAGAUAAAUUGGCAAUACUCCAUUAGAAAGUUUAAAAUAUUUGACAAAGAGGAAAUUCAAUAUAUCUAAAAAGUAUGAAUUGAGAGGUAAGAGAAACAAAGUUCUUUAAAUUUUAUGA